AGUCAAAAAGGAAGGUAGCUUUAAAAUUGUCCGAUCCGAUCUUGUUCUACUCGUCUCGUACGUACAGUCACUCUCCCUCUCAUCUCUCCUCUUCGUUUGUAGAUCGGAGCUCCAAGUAUGCCGCAGGGAACGCUGGAGGUUGUUCUUGUCAGCGCCAAAGGCCUUGAGAACACUGAUUUUCUAUGUAAUAUGGACCCUUAUGCAAUCCUGACCUGCCGGACUCAGGAGAAGAAAAGUAGUGUUGCAUCAGGUAAAGGUUCCAACCCUGAAUGGAAUGAGACCUUCCUGUUCAAUGUUUCUGAUGGUGUUUCCGAACUUAAAAUCAAAAUAAUGGACAGUGAUAAUAUCGGCAGUGAUGAUGUCGUAGGAGAAGCAGUAAUCCCCUUAGAGUCUGUGCUUAGUGAAGGAAGCAUUCCACAGCAGUCAUACAAUGUUGUCAAAGAAGAAAACUUUUGUGGAGAGAUCCGCGUUGCCCUCACUUUUAGGCCCGAGAUGAGCAGGGGAUAUGAACCGGAGGAGGAGAGCUAUGGCGGGUGGAAAGAAUCGUCCAGAGACUUCUAAUGAAAGUGAAAGCUUAGCUGGUUUAGUAGUACCUGAGUUUAGUUUGAUCAGUAAUAAAAAUGGUGUGAAAGAGUUUGAGUUUUUUGCUUCAAUUUCUCAUGGUUUGUUUACCAAAAUAAGAUGAAUAGCAGAAUAGAUAUGUGUACAUGUAUCCUCUGUUGUUGGGAUUUGUUUUUGAGUGUUCAAAGAUUGAAGUGAAUGCAUUAAUGUAGUGAAAUGAUGCUUUUUUUUUUUUUUU
Messenger RNA from Ipomoea triloba (trilobed morning glory), 799 nucleotides. Its product is annotated as elicitor-responsive protein 3. The record is from RefSeq and is a predicted model, not a curated record. The transcript has 5 exons. NCBI's taxonomy places the organism in Eukaryota, Viridiplantae, Streptophyta, Magnoliopsida, Solanales, Convolvulaceae. The coding region runs from base 118 to 561 and encodes 147 amino acids.